AUGCUCGUGAAGCUCACGUUGCCAACGGAUACCGGGAUUCCCAAAGGUGUUUCCGCGCACGUCUACUACUCCGGAACAUUUCCGUAUGCUAGAUACGAUCAGGCAUCUGUCUUCUGGAAAGAUGUAGAGGACAUUGCCGAGCAUGAGAUAUGGGCGAUGCGAGAAGCCGUCAUACUUCCGUCCGAUGUAAUGGGUCAAGCUAGAGCUGCGCAGUUGCCGAAUUGA
Molecule: messenger RNA, 225 nt
Organism: Fibroporia radiculosa
Lineage: Eukaryota; Fungi; Basidiomycota; Agaricomycetes; Polyporales; Fibroporiaceae
Exons: 2
Coding region: 1-225 (74 amino acids)
Source: RefSeq, a predicted model, not a curated record